AAAUCGACCCAAGGCUCAGAUCGUAUACGAUAUCAGGCCAACGUGAUGUCGAAAAAGUCAACAAAGUGAAAUGAAAAUUUGCGAAGUUAUUUGCAUCGGUAUCGGACUAUUAUGAACUCUUUGACAACAAAUAAAUAGCUUUUCGUUGUAUAAUACGAAAAACAUCAAAUGUGAUUAGAAUAAAAAUAUAUUAAAAUAUCGGUGAAGGUUUAAAAUAAAGUUAUAAUGCAAAUUAAUCAAUACCACCGACAAAGAAAACGAAUUAUGUUAUAAAUCACUUAAAAUGUCAGAUUAAGGAGGUAUCGGAGAUUCCAAAAGACCUUGUUAAUUUUCAAUUUAUAUUCAAUCGCAACGUUACAAAUCCCAAAAUCAUGAGGGUUGUUGCAAUGGUCAGUGGUGGCAAAGACAGUUGCUACAAUAUGAUGCAGUGCGUCGCAGAGGGUCAUGAGAUUGUGGCACUAGCAAACUUGCACCCAAAAGAUCGUGAUGAAUUAGAUAGCUUUAUGUACCAGACCGUCGGACACAUGGGCAUCGAGAGUUUGGCGAAAGCAAUGAGUCUACCACUUUAUAGACGUGAAACCAAAGGCAAGAGUACACAAACUGGAAAACAUUAUGUGCCUACAGAUGAUGAUGAAGUGGAAGAUUUGUACAGUCUUUUAGAGUUGUGCAAGAAUGAAUUGCAAAUUGAAGCAGUUGCUGUUGGAGCCAUUCUCUCUGACUACCAAAGGGUAAGGGUCGAAAAUGUUUGUAGUCGCUUAAAUUUGGUAUCACUGGCGUAUUUAUGGAGGAGAGACCAGACUGAAUUGCUACAGGAAAUGAUUGAUUGCCAAGUACAUGCCAUUAUAAUAAAGGUAGCUGCAUUAGGUUUAGUUCCUGAUCGCCAUUUGGGGAAAUCGUUGCGCGAAUUACAACCUCACCUGCUGAAAAUGCGUGAUAAGUAUGGUUUGAAUGUUUGUGGAGAGGGUGGUGAAUAUGAAACAUUUACUUUAGACUGUCCGUUGUUUAAGCAACGAAUUGUAGCUGAGGAUGUUCAAACGAUAAUUAGUUCCGCGGAUCCUGUAUGUCCGGUCGGGUAUAUAAACUUCACCAAAUUGUCGAUGCAAUCAAAAGAACCGACUCAAUUCUGUGAUGUUUUUGUAAAAAAGUCUCUGGACUAUAUAAGUGACCUAAACGAAUCUACGUACAGUGACCUCAGUGACCCAGAUCUCAGUGAAACUGAGCUAGAAUUGAUAGAGAAAGAAACCCGUUUACGUGAAUCCCUAAGUCAAAAUGAGUUGAUGAUAUCGCGUAGCAAUUCAUUUGGACGACACUUGACUACUUCUUCAUCACCUAUACCAAUAGUGACGAAGAGCGCUAGUGUCGAUGAACCACCGACACCGUCUUCGAUGUUUUCUUCUUCAGCAGCGCUGUGCGCCGCUUCACUACAAACAGCUGUCAACAGCUUUGGCGUAACGCAACCCUUGGGUAGCAGUACGGCGGCAGUGUGUGGUUCCUUAUCAAUGGGGAUAUCAUCUACCGGUGCCACGGCCGGCAUAUCGACAGCGUUGGUAACACAACCACCUAGUCCAAUGAAAAUAGAGCGUGAGUUCCGUCCACUAAAAAAUCAGCCAAUGGCCGCAUUUAAUCAAAAAGGCUGGUUAUGGGUGGCGGGUAUACAAGGUUGCGCUGAAACUUUAGAAGAAGGAAUGCAUCUGGCUAUGCAAUCCUUGGUAGACUUAGCUGUCCAGCACAAUUAUGAAUUAACCGAUUACUGUUAUAUUACGCUUUACAUACGUUCAAUGACCGACUAUCCUUUAUUGAAUCGUAUUUAUGGCCAAACAAUAAAUUUCCAAAAUCCACCCACCCGAGUAUGUGUCGAAUGCCCACUACCGGAGGAUUGCCAUGUGAUAUUGGAAGCGAUUGCAUUUCGAAUGCCCAUGCGGCGUCGCCCUACGUUGUCUACAAGUGAAAUAGAUGGUUAUAUUGAUGAGCACAAUAAUAGUGGCGAUUUAACGUUAAAGCAACGCCAAACCAUGCACGUACAAGGAAUUUCCCAUUGGGCACCAGCAAAUAUUGGCACUUAUAGCCAAUCGACUAGGGUGGGCGAAAUAACAUAUAUAUCGGGUCAAAUUGCCCUCGUUCCUGGAAGUAUGACAAUUAUCGAGGGUGGUAUACGCCCCCAAUGCAAGUUGGCUUUACGACAUAUUAGUCGCAUAGCAAAGGCGAUGAAUGCUCAAGGUCAACUACGUGAUGUAGUCCAUGGUAUCUGUUUCCUGACCCAUCCAGCGUUUAUAGCCGAAGCGCGUCGUCAAUGGGAACGACGUACAACAAACGCUAUAAUGGAUUAUAUUGUUGUGCCUGCUCUGCCACGAGAGGCUUUGGUGGAAUGGCAAGUGUGGGCACAUACACAUAAUGAUCGCUUCGAAUAUGAAGAAACUGGUUGCUCCGUAAGCGAUUAUACCAUCUCCAUAAGACGACGUUGGAACUAUGAAAAUAAUUGCGCUGCAAUUGUCUGUUAUGUAUCUACAGGUUUGGCCUCAUCCACCACUCAGUUGACUCAAUUAAGUGAGGAUAUACUAAGCAACCAUUGCCGCCUAGCACAAAAUCUUAGUGCUGAAAACCUUGACGAAAUACUUACAUAUACUGUUAAUCGAUUGCUUAAAGAUUAUCCGAUCGCCAAACGAAUAGCAGACUCAACACAUGUCAGCACUGGCCACACAAUCGAAGCGGAUGUCGUUAGUGCUACCGAUGGCAAUUCACAUUCAACUUCUUCAAUAAAUAAUAAUGGCCAAAUUAAUACGAACGUCGUAGGUGGAAAGAAUUCAACUGCCUUUUAUAUACCGGCAAUUCACCUCAAAGUGUUCUAUCAAGUCACUGCAGCACCGUCCGUGGAAUUACUGCUUAAUGCACUAUAUGACUUUCGGCUCAAAUGCCAGGAAACCGCCAACAUUGUAUACACAGUUUUGCCCGCCUGUAGUUUACAUAAUUUUAGUACUUUUCUAUCAAUUUGCGGCGUUCGUCAUGAAUAAAUGCGAGUUACUCCUUAAGACUUAUUGUAAUUUGUAAUCUAUCUAUAUGUGUAUGUACACUUAAUUGACCGAAUUUGGUUAUGCCUUUUGCAUUAUAACAACCACAGACAUACUUAUUAAUUGUUAAUACACCAAAAAACACCGCAAAAACUUUUGGGAUUAUUGUUGUAGUGCUAGUCCUUAGACAUAUGUAUAUAUAAGUCCAGAUAUUUCCGGUGUUUUUAGUUUACAACAAAUGUAACUAAGAAAAUCCAUAAUUUCAGAAAUUUUUUAUGCAUACUUUUAAAUUAUUAUUUGUUGACAGAAAUUGAUAAAAAUUGUUCGAUAAGUUAAAAGUUUUUUUGUUUAAGUAUAUAAUAUAGUUCAUCACAUUAAAUGCCUAUCGUGCCGUUUAUGUUUGGUUAAUAGCUAUUUUUUCACUGCUCCCGUUCAAUUUUCGAUUGGCUUACAACGAGUUAGAAAUUCUAUAAGAAAAUAUUUAAAUUCAUUUCAUAUUUCGUGGUCGUAAAGUUAUUGUGUUUUCUUUUUGACUUUUUGCAAAUUUUUGCUGCGAUUAAGUGAUUUUUAGCAUAUUUCUUAUCAUAAUAUAAUAUUAAAAAAUAAUUAACAAAGAUAAAAUUAAUUGAAAAAACAAAAACGUCUAUACUUACUCAUUAAUUCUUCAUAUAUACAUACAUACAUACAAACUUAUAAAACUGGACUUAAAUACCAAAUAUUAUAACGAGAUUCUAUAACUCGCAUGUUAAAAUGUAUGUCUUAUUAAAAUUAUAAACUAUUUACUAUUAAUUAACCUCAUACCGUUUUUAUUGUUAAGGCAAGAUGUGCAAAAUCGUAAUUUCACGUCUUUGUGAAUUCGGCGUGUUUACCUUAUUAUACAUAGCACACUUACAACCGGGAAACCGCAUAAAAUACACAAAUUUAAAUAAAAUGAAGUCAAUCAUUUAAUGAUAAAUCUAACCGUAAAGAAACUAAGAAUUGUUAUCCUUGUUUUUAGUAAUUUGAUAAGCACUAAGUUAAUAAGUGGCAAAACUAAAUAAAAUAUACAAAAGCAAAUUGCUGAAAGCGAUAAUAUAA
Messenger RNA from Bactrocera dorsalis (oriental fruit fly), 4082 nucleotides. RefSeq lists its product as uncharacterized. Bases 372 to 3008 code for a protein of 878 amino acids. Gene Ontology annotation, biological process: protein histidyl modification to diphthamide. The record is from RefSeq and is a predicted model, not a curated record. Gene Ontology annotation, molecular function: diphthine-ammonia ligase activity. The transcript is spliced from 11 exons. Lineage: Eukaryota; Metazoa; Arthropoda; Insecta; Diptera; Tephritidae.